UCGCGAAAUAACUUCACCGCGAGACCGGAAGUGCGCAAUAAGCAUGCAAGGGAAAGCAGCAUGUCAACAACAACAACAUGACGCCAAAUAUUGAUGCUUGUUUGAGCAUUCUUGAGACAAAUCGUUGUUUAGUGCUUAUCCCUUGAGUCAGUGGUGUUUUACUAUGCAGUCUAGACUGGAAACUUUUCGUUCAGACGCAAAUCAAGCCUUGGAGAAAUACUCACAGAGCUGUAGCCCGUUUCAAGAAUUGGAAGUUGGGGAUCAGUGUUUUUCCUUCACUCACAAGUCACUAGAUAGACAGACAAGAUAUGUUUGCUAUGCCUCUGAGGAUUAUCCAGAAAACACAUUCCUAUCCUGCCUAGAUGAACCUUCAAUGAACACGACGUACAAUGUUGGACUUCAUAAUAUCAUGGCUCAGCUUAAUCUAUCACUAGAGGAAGGUGGGGAGAACACAGCGUUACCGUACACAUCCAGUGAGAUGGGCAAUUCUGCAGGAAGCUCUAACGCCUGCUUACAUAGGAUGAUCAGCCAGGACUCUGCAGCAUCAAGCUACGCAGACUGUGUGUCUGACCUCAGCUCCGAGGAAGACUGUGCAGAGUAUUAUCAUGAUCAGGACUACGAUGAUGACUGUGAUGCGAGCUGUGCUAUGCACCCUUUAUUGGAGGAGGAUAUUGAAAACUGUCGACUACUGUACAGCGAUCGCUCAUUGCAGUAUCGGUUAUUCAGGUCCAUAGAUGAUAUUGAUGUGGAAUUACAUAUCCCUUUUUCAUUUCUUCAGGGUGAGGUAGCCAAUGCCUGGGGAGUUACAACCGAUGAACCUUUAGUGAUACGCCUUCACAUGUCAGUCACCAUGUAUCUGGACUCAACAAAUGCCCCCAAACUGGAGGUGUUCCAACCAACGAGACAGGCCAAGUGUGGGGUGGCCAGUCAGAUGAGGGCGAUCAUGGAGACAUUUAUAAACCAGCACUGGAAAUCUCUGACUAAUGAGAAAGUGAAGUCAUUGAGCUCAUCUGUGCACGUGCUUGGCAGACCAAAACACAGCUUCACAAUGUCCGAGAUUGCAGGGGCCAACCCAGCCUCAGGUUGCAUAGAUUACUCCACCAUUGACGAUGCAUCCCUGGCCCACCUAGUUGACAUGGGGUUCUCUAUGGAGGCAUCCAGAAAUGCUCUGAUUAUCACUCGUGGAGAAGUGAGCGAGGCCACAGACCUGCUGCUGAGUAACCCAGACAGGUGUGAAAAUGUAAAUAUUGCAAAUACAUCCAAGAAUGUGAAAGACAAAUCAGUCAACAGGGUUGCGCAGAAUGCUCCUGCUGUUCCGGUUAACAAACCUCCUCCUCUCCCCCCUCGUCAACAGAUGUCUAAUCCAUCAGUGAAGAAGUUUAUGAAGCUGAAGCCCAAGUUUACAAAGCGCCAGUCGAGUAUGGUGAACUCUAACACGGCCCCAGACCUCCAAGCCUCCUUUUCCACCAACUCUCUCUCCACUGAUGCCUUUAGCAGGAAGGAAACCAAAAGUCUUCCAUCAUUAGAACACGGUUUCCUUGUGCAGGUUUAUCAGUAUGCUCGUCAGAGAAUUCCCACAUUAAAUGAAUACUGUGUGGUCUGUGAUGAACCACAUGUCUUCAAGAAUGAUGCCAUGUUGAAGCCAGCCGUCUGUUCACGGGAACUAUGUGUGUUUGCAUAUCAGACUCUGGGAGUCAUGGCAGACGCAGCUGAGGACAUUGCUGCUGGCCCUGAGGUGGUGGACUUACUGAUAGCCAUGGCAACUGCUGCAUGUAGAUCCCCCAGGAAAGACCUCAUCUUUGACCCCUACCCUACUGUGGUGGACCCCAAAAACCCGAAUGAAUUGGCCCUCCAUCCAAAGAAAAAGGAUUUUGUGAGAGUUUCCCAAUCUCUUGAAAACUUCCUAUCCAUGCAUAAGAUGACCCAGUUCCGAGCCACUGAGCUUAAGAGAGAGAUGGAUGCCCGUGACAGCCUCUGUUACCCAUUGUUACAGUGGAUUAUAACCAGUAACAGAUCUCAUAUUGUCAAGAUACCCCUAGAGAGGCAAUUGAGUUUUAUGAAUACCCCCCAUCAGUUCCUGCUGCUGAGUAGCCCACCCGCCAAGGAAGCUGUGUUCAGGGCGGAGAAACUGAAGUUUGGAAGUACUUUUGCAUUCCAUGGAUCACACAUUGAAAACUGGCACUCAAUUCUUAGAAAUGGUUUGAUGAAUGCAUCAGGAACCAAAUUCCAGAUGAACGGUGCGGCCUUUGGGAAGGGGAUUUACCUCAGUCCCACAGCCUGCGUGUCUUUUGGGUACUCAGGAAUGUACAUGGGUCACAAAGCUCUACCUAAGGAUACCAAGAAGAAGGAGGCAGAGGAUGCCCAGUCUAUAGUACCUCAGUAUCCUGCUGUUCAAAGUCGAUUCCUCAAAGGCAAGAAUAUCAACUGUAUAGCGCUAUGUGAAGUGAUCACCAAAGAGUUGAGGAAGAGCGGUGAUGUGUGGGUCUGUCCCAACAGUAAUCAUGUCUGUACCAGAUUCUUCUUUCUGUAUGAGGAUGGACAGGUUGGGAACGCCAAUGUAGACACACAACAGGAACAGUUUAAGAAAGACAUUCUCCUAGCCUGUGGCUAUAAGGCUUGCUAUCUGUCUGGAGGUCAGUAGUACUGAGAGGAUAGGAAAGGAGCACCAACGGUUAUAUGAGGACCAUUGUAGGAUGUGAGGGUUAUUGUAAGACAGAGGAUCAUCAAAGGUUCAUUGCAAGACAUGAGGAUAUUUAUGGGACAUGGGGAUCACUGUAAGACAUGAGGAUCAUUAUAGGACAUGAAGAUCAUUAUAGGACGUGAAGAUUGUUAUAAGAUAUAAGUAUUAUUAUAGGACAUGAGGAUCAUUGCAGGACACAAAGAUCGUUGUACAUGUAAAACAUGAGGCUCAUUAUAUGAUAUGAGGAUUAUUGUAAGACAUGAGGAUCAUUAUAGAACUUGGUGAUGUUUGUAAGACAUCACAAUUGUUGUAAGACAUGAGGAGCAUUAUAAGACAUAUGUAUGUAUGUACAUCUAUGUAUGCUUGGGUUUUAUGUCAUACUUAUCAAUUUUACAGUCCCUGAAAAUUAAUUCAGUGUGUGUCUAUAUAUUGUGGCAGGGCCACCAAAGUGUCACUGCCACUGAAAUAUCAUGACGAGGACACCAGACUUGACACUGAGCCAACCAAUCUUGCUUUCUGGCUCUAAGCCGUCAGUACUGAGUGCUAAGGGAGGCAGCUGCAAGAACCAUUUUGAAAGUCUUUGGUAUGACCUAACUCUGGUUUGAUGCCAUGUCUCCCAACUUCAAGGCAGACACUCUAACCACUAGACCACCAAAACGGUCAUUGUAAUACAAGGAUCAUAAUAAGACAUGAAGAUCAUGACAAGACAUAAAGAUCAUGACAAGACAUAAAGAUCAUGACAAGACGUGAGGAUUACAUGUAUAAUGAAGUAGUAGCUCAAAGAUGUUACAUGUUCAGAUCUUGUACUGUUUUGUGCUUACAACAUAGGCCUAUAUACAUGUACUUAAAGACAAAAGAAGGGUGGAGUACAUCAGCGAGGGUUACAGUAACUUGAGGGUUGUGCAUAUAAGACAUGGGGAUUAUAUGGAAAUUGGCCUGCUUAGUAUGUCCCUCCAGAUGUGAAAGUCUUGUGCUGUUAUAUAUAUACAUGUACUUAAAAGACAUAAAUGGAAGGGAAUACAUGUUACAAGGAUUACUGGAACAUAUAGAUUAUAAGACAUGAACAUUGUAUAACUGAUGUAGUCCAGGGAUAUUCAUGGGAUAUGCAUGUCCAGAUAUGAAAUUCACUUAAUUUUGUCCUUAGUAUGUUUACAUCAGCCAGUGUCACAUUGAUGAGUCACAGUAAAGCUAAGUUUCUGGGAUGGCAGUGACUUCAGUGAAGCUUCAGUAUACAUACGUUGUAUAAGCCGUAACCAAGACAAAACAGAACGAAUACAUCAGCCACAUUGUCUAAUACUGGCAUAUGAAUUUUGAAGUUAGAAGAAAGCAACCCGUGGGGUAGCAUUUUUGAGAACUCCCUUGUAUCGUUAGUUAUUCACACUGUAAUCAUGGUAAAACAGUAUACAUCAGCCACUGUUUAAUACUGUGUUGCAUAAACUACUGCAAAGCAAGAGACUUGAAAUGAUGAUGUUUAAAGUUUCAUUAUAAAGAUCUACAUGUCUACACGUGUAUACUGUAAAUCCUCAAUUUUUCAAUCGCUAAAGCACUUUUUUCAGUGGAAUUUAUAUAUAUUAAUUGUAUUGUAUAUUAUUAUGAUAAUGAUGCCAGAAAUGAUUUGUUGGUGUCCUUAAAGAUACAAACUUUGUAAAACUGUGCAAAGUAUUUCUCUACACCCUAUGGUUCUCUGAGAAUGUUGCAAAAUAUUGGUUGCAGAGGCAAUCAUAAAGGUUGAUGAAUUAUGGUAUUGCAUAAACAGUGACCAGGGGAUUCUUAUGGCAGUUACAGUGCUUGUCUGUCAAUUUCACAAGUGUUAACUUUAUCCACGCCUCACUCAGAGAAAUCCUCCUGAUUCCCCCAUUUUCAUUAUCCUUAUUUUACGUGUCCUCAAGGGGAUGUUUUGCGUGAAGUUCCCAGCUCGUUCUUCAGGUGAAAAUCUACAAAUGAGGCAAAGUUGGUCAUUUACUUGCUAAAUGUUGGUGGUUUACUCCAGCCUUUCCAGUUCCUUUCGACCAUAAAAGCUGGCUGCUGUUUUAUAAGUGAACUUUUCUAAGUUUAACCCCAAUCAAGUAAAUAUUUAUGAACUUGAACCAUUAUCAACAAGAAGAAUGCAUCAUUAUUACAGCGAUGUUAGGAUAAAUUACGAUGGACAUAUAUGGGUGAACACUGUCUAGUACUAACUCUAAACACAAAAUACUUUAGCCUGUUGUUUAAUUCCAGUACAUGCAUUUAGAUGAUUGUGCUAAUAGGAUAGUAGGUGGGUUUCCCUGUGAGCUGUGCCGGUUUCCACCCACCAUAAUGCUGGCCGCCGUUGUAUAAGUGAAAUAUUCUUGAGUACGGCGUAAAACAUCAAUCAAAUAAAUAGAAUAAUAGGAUAGUAGGCGUUUUCACUCUCAUAUGGUUUUAUUGUACAUCAUUAGGUAAACCCACACACCUGAAUAAGUGUAUAAGUUUUAAUCUAUAAUUUAUACGUGUAUAGAAUCUGUCUCUAAGAACAUUCAACUAAUUUGAGCUCAGUGACUUUUUUGUAAAGAUUUUGUU
Messenger RNA from Liolophura sinensis, 5218 nucleotides. RefSeq names its product protein mono-ADP-ribosyltransferase PARP6-like. Bases 164 to 2641 code for a protein of 825 amino acids. The transcript has 23 exons. Gene Ontology annotation, molecular function: NAD+ poly-ADP-ribosyltransferase activity; protein binding. The record is from RefSeq and is a predicted model, not a curated record. Lineage: Eukaryota; Metazoa; Mollusca; Polyplacophora; Chitonida; Chitonidae.